Molecule: messenger RNA, 3479 nt
Organism: Mirounga angustirostris (Northern elephant seal)
Lineage: Eukaryota; Metazoa; Chordata; Mammalia; Carnivora; Phocidae
Product: ankyrin repeat domain-containing protein 26-like
Exons: 4
Coding region: 2949-3380 (143 amino acids)
Source: RefSeq, a predicted model, not a curated record
UUUGCUGCUGCUCUUUUGUUUUUCCUCUUUAUCAAUUAUCUGAGUCAUUCUGAUUCUCCACUUAGGAAAAAAGUUCGUGUAUAACAUGGGGUUGUCUAAAUACGUAAUUGUGUUCGGAAAUAGAUUAUUUCUGCUAUCUAAAUGAUAGGAGUGCAGGAAAACAUUCUUAAGAUUUGUUUUCCUUUAGUUUCUCUGUAAGUCUCCCAAGUGGCAUAUGACCUGGGAAACUAAUUUAGCUACGCACCAUGUGACCUCAUGAACCAGAGUAACCGUAAAGAAAAUUCCUUAAAAAAUGCAAUUAUCGGGGCACCUGGGGUGGCUCAGUCGCUAAGCAUCUGCCUUCGGCUCCAGUCAUGAUCCUGGGGUCCUAAGAUCGAGCCCUGCAUCGGGCUCCCUGCUCAGCGGGAAGCCUGCUUCUCCCUCUCCCACUCCCCCUGCUGGUGUUCCCUCUCUCGCUGUGUCUUUCUCUGUCAAAUAAAUAAAUAAAAUCUUAAAAAAAAAAAACUUUAAAAAAUGCAAUUAUCUUGGCACAUCUGGGUGGCACAGUUGAGCAUCCGACUCUUGGUUUUGGCUUGGGUUGUGAUCUCAGGUUCAUGAGAGUGAGCCCCGCCUUGGGCUCUGUGCUCAGCGUGGAGUGUGCUUUAGUUUCUCUCUCCUUCUCCCUCUGCCCUUCCUGCUCAUGCUCUCUCUCUAAAAUAAAUAAAUCUUUAAAAAAGAUAUAUAAUAAUCUCUAGUGUUUUGGUUUUUUUUUAACAUUUAUGUAUUUAUUUGAGAGAGAGCACAUGUGUGUGCACAAGCAUGAGCCGGGGGAGAGGCAGAGGGAGAGAGAAAGGGAGAAGCAGACUCUCUGCUGAGCAGGGAGCCUGACAUGGGGCUCCAUCCCAGGCCCCUGGGAUCAUGACCUUAGCUGAAGGCAGACGCUUAACGCUGAGCCAUCCAGGUGCCCCAUCUCUAGGGUUUUUAUUUUUAUUUAUUGGCUUAAAUAUAAAUUGCAUUUCCAUAAACAAUAAAAUGGGAAAGAAGCAAUGACUAAGAGAAAGGAUAUAAACAAGUAUUUCAGCUAAACCUAUUUGUUUGUUUCAGUAUGUGCAAUCUUUUCUGCUUUGUACUCACUCUUGGAACUUAGAAUUCCAUCAGGACCACUUUGAGAUAUUUUUAAUAACAAAUAUUUGUAUUAUCACUUUUUUCCUCCACAUGUUUUUUAAACAGACUCUUUUAUUAAGAUUUAUUUAUUUAUUUAGAGAGCAUGAGCAAGGGGAGGGGCAAAGGGAGAGAGAGAGAGAUUGGGAGAGAGAGAGAGAGACGGAGAGAAGUAGACUCCCCACUGAGCAUGGAGCCUGAUGUGGGGCUCAAUCCCACAAUCCUGAGAUCAUGAGCUGAGUCAAAAUCAAGAGUCAGAGGCCCAACUGACUGAGCCACCCAGGCGCCCCCCCUCCACUUUUUUUUUUUUGGUCACCAUUCUCACAUGUUUCUGUUGAGUCAAACGUUCAUAUUAUGUUUAGUAAAAUAUGGUACAUUUUGACAUGUAUGAUUUUUAUAAUGUAGGUAGCAUAAACCUUCAGAAACCCUCAGUAUUUAACUCGAAGGGAGAAAACUGACUUUUGAGGUGAAUUGAGUUUUAAAAAUAGACAAAAAUCUAGAGAUAUCCUCCUUCAAAAGAAAAAGUAGCUAAGCACCUUGUCCCCAAUUAAGAUAUUAAAUUACUGUGCCAGUGUCAUACUUUUAAUGUAUCUGAUUAAUUUAAUGAAUUUGUUUGGUAACUUAGCUGAUUCAGCAUUAAAGAAUUACAUCAUGUCUUUUGGUGCCAUAAGAUGCUAGGUAGUGCCACUUUAGGAACUUUGGACAAAUCAUUUAACCUUUUUUGGUUCUACUCCCAUUGAUCAGUGGAAAAUGGAAUUAAAGUUGAUAAUUACUUUUAUACCCUCUAGCUAUAAAAGUUUAUGAUAGCCAUGAAUGUGGAAUUUGGGGAGCAUUACUCAUUUCCCAAAAUUCUACACUAAUAUCAGUUUCACUCUGUUCUUUUUGUGUUGUGGUGAACUUUGGUUCAUAUAUUUUAAUGAACACUGCCACUUUUUUGAUAACCCUAGGAUCCAAAUGAAAAAAGAAUUGUAAAAGGCAAUUGGCGAAAAAAUAGCUCAGUGCAGAAAGAGGAAAACUCUUUGCUCCUGGAGCUCCACAAUGUCACAUCCUUUAAAUCUGGCUGUUUUUGCAAAAUCCAGGUGGUAACGACAGACGAGGACAAAUUUUGUGUCUUUGUCUUUUUAUUUCUUUGUAUCUGCUGGUCAGAUGGGGUGGGGUGGGAAUGUUAGGUAGCAAAGCGUGGAUAUGAAUACAAAAUUAAGAAAGCCCUUUUUCAAAUUUUGGAAAAUUCUGCUGUUUUAAUUAAUUAAUUAUUUUUUAAAGAUUUUAUUUAUUUGUCAGAGAGAGCGAGAGAGAGAGAGAGAGCACAAGCAGGAGGAGCGGCAGGCAGAGGGAGAAGCAGGCUUCCCGCUGAGCAAGGAGCCUGAUGCGGGGCUCGAUCCCAGGACCCUGGAUGAGACCCGAGCCGAAGGCAGACGCUUAACCAACUGAGUCACCCACGCGUCCCAAUUCUGCUGUUUGUAUUCAAACGGAAAUGAAGCAGAACUUAUAAAAAUUGCAAUUAUUUAUAAUGAUAAAGUUAAACACAAAAUAUUUUUAUCGAUUAAAAUUACAACAAACUAAGAGUGAAAUGAUAAAAUUAAUGAAAAAAGUUCUGGGAUGACUGGGUGGCUCAGUCCUUAAGAGUCUGCCUUCGGCUCAGGUCUGAUCCCAGGGUCCUGGGAUCGGGUCCCGCAUCAGGCUCCCUGCUCAGCGGGGAGCCUGCUUCUCCCUCUGUCUGUACCUCCCUCCCCCUGCUUGUGCUCUCUCUCUGAUAAAUAAAUAAAUAAAACCUUUAAGAAAUUUAUAAUGAAAAAAAGUUCUUUUUAAUGAAUAAUGUAGUAACAAUUAUCCUUAGUAUCACAUUUCCAUUAAAGAUUAAUGAAGAAAAGAAGAGACACCAAAGUAAUGAGACGGCAGUAUUAGAAAACACAUAUGCUGUCGCUGCUGCUGCUGCUGGACUCAUUCAACAAAGAGAGAGUGGAAAAACUGAAAACCACCUCUUUCCUGUUGGGAAAAAGGAAGAUUCUGAUGGUGGAUCUAUUAAAACUAGUGAUCCUGGUUUGCAUAUGAAGGGAGUAAGGAAAGAUGAAAAUGAAAAAUGGACAUCAGAAGUAUCUGUGAUUACACCAGGGCUUGAGAAGGCGGAUUCCCUACCUUCUUGUCCAGUACAAGUGAAUGAUGACAGCACUUCAAGUGAAAUGGAUCGGGAUGAAGUAAGGUCAAAAAGCAAAUUAAUUUUAUGGAUGACCUUGACUUAACGGAGUCAUCUGGAACAGCUUCAGAGGAUUCCAAGUUGCCUUGCUCUAAGUAUAUGAGUUGCAAGUCGCUAUUUGUACAAGUUGGCCAGGAUCGUAAAG